Molecule: messenger RNA, 1352 nt
Organism: Elaeis guineensis (African oil palm)
Lineage: Eukaryota; Viridiplantae; Streptophyta; Magnoliopsida; Arecales; Arecaceae
Molecular function (GO): RNA binding
Source: RefSeq, a predicted model, not a curated record
AAAUCGGGCUGCAUUGAAAGCUGCAGAGGUUUUGGCUGUCCCACUUCUCUCCCUCCUUCUCUUUCCUUGCCUUCUUCCAGUUCUCUUGUCUUCUCCAGGGUGAUAGUGUCCUGUCUCCUCCCCUUUCCCUUGGAAAUCCUAGGCCUGAGGGCGAUCAGAUCACUUCCUUCUCUGCUCUCCUCAUCGGUCGCGCAAAGAGGAGGAGAAGGGGGAGCCACUGGGCGGCUCCGGAGCCAUGGAUAGAUACCAGAGGGUGGAGAAGCCGAGGCCGGAAUCGGCCAUAAGCGAGAACGAGAUCCGAGUCACCACGCAGGGCCUCAUUCGGAAUUAUGUCAGCUAUGCAAGCAGCCUCCUGCAGGAAAAACGGGUGACAGAAAUUGUUCUGAAGGCAAUGGGGCAGGCUAUCAGCAAGACCGUGGCCGUAGUGGAGAUCAUAAAGAAAAGGAUCCCUAGAUUACAUCAAGAUACUACCAUUGGUUCAACCAGCAUUACUGAUGUAUGGGAACCUAUCGAGGAGGGCCUUGUACCUUUGGAGAUGACUCGCCAUGUCUCAGUGAUUUCAAUAACUUUGUCAACCAGAGACUUGAACAAGAACUCUCCCGGAUAUCAAGCUCCAUUACAUGUAGAGCAGCCAUGGCAACAGCAAAGGAUGCAGCAGCGACAGCAGUUUCAACAGCAGCAGCAGCAUCCACCACGACAAGCACAAAGUCAAAUUUCUGAAGAAUCAUAUGGCCGAGGACGUGGUCGAGGUCGAGGUAGAGGAAGGGGUUGGGGAAGAGGUGGAUAUGGUGGUUAUGGCAGAUAUGGUGUAUAUGAUAACAAUCAAGAAAAUGGAUGGAACUGGAAUUGGGGUCGAGGUGGAGGUCGAGGUAGAGGAGGUUGGGGUUAUCGUGGUGCUGGAUAUGAAAGAGGCAGAGGGCGGGGAAGAGGCUAUGACCAUGGGUGGGGAAGGAUGGGCGGAUGAGGGAGUGGGAACCAGGCUGAGUGGUAGUGGGAGUCUUUGCUGUUUUCAUGCAUGCUUGGUUUUUUUAUGUCAGGGAAAAGGAUUUAUAUCAGAGGACCUUUUGAGCCAUGAAAUGUGAGAUGUGGUGGAUGCCUCACCUAGAUUAUCGAUAAGCUAAGUGGUUUUGCUGUUUUUCUGUAUGUGGAUCCUUGGCAGUCCUUGUGCAUCUGCCUCUUUCCCAUGGCUGAAGCAUGCACUCUAUCCCUCUGUAACCUCCCAUUUGCUAUGCCCCGUUGUAUCUAUGAGUUCCAUUUUUCUCCCUUUUUCCUGUACCUUCUGAUAUUGUUCUUUUCCCUGCAUUCUUGUUUAUCUUUGGUAAUAUAUGUGGUUGUUUCUAAUUUUUUCUCCA